AUGGCUGUGAACAAGAAAUCAUCUGCCCGGAGAGGGUCUCAGGCCAAGAAGAGUACGAAAAGAAAAGCUACGAAAUCUAAAUCAGCAAAAUCUAAAUCAGCUUCGAGAGCCAAACGUGGCAGACAGGCUGUACGAAAGACGCCUGGCAAACGUAUCCAAAGUUCGACUCCCAAUGCUGGCAGUACCAGGCUCCCGCUGUCUGUACUGGAAAACCUUACCCCGGACGAAAUGCGUCGUCUUUUUCGCCCCCGCCUCCCGGCUACGGAUGAUCCGUGGGAAGAGCCAUGCCUUGAAGCGGACCCUAUGCCGGAGGACUACGUCUUCGUUCCUAAAGGGGAUGUAUACAUCACCAGAUAUUGCAAGAGUCACACCAAGGACAGAGGGAUGGGCAUUAGGAUCCCUAAGGAUGCGUACGACUAUGUGAUGGGAAUGGCAAAGAGGACAGCCGAAUAUCGUGCAGAAGCUGUUCGACUCCGGGAUGAAAGGGCGUUGAAGCGUGCACGGAAAGUGCUGCAGACACAAUUUCCCGCAAUGCCAGAAGCUUCUCUGGAAGCCGUCCUCCAGCAUGCAUUUUUGAAGGGAUCCGGACGGGUUGGGCGGUCUACGACACAGACAGACGAGAACAAGGCAAUACUGGCCGUGGAGGCGCAUAUCAGGCAUACGCACACACCUUACGAAAGUCUGCUUGAGGCAGGACUCGACAGAAAUGAAGCAAGAGACGCCGUGCGGGAUACAGUCCAGGCAAUCAAAGACCAGUGGGCUGGCAAGAGUGAUUCUGCGACAACACAGGCUACUACCGUUUCAACAGCCAAAACUGGGAAGAAGACAAGGGCGAAGAAAUGA
This is a messenger RNA of Rasamsonia emersonii CBS 393.64, 843 nucleotides long. RefSeq lists its product as uncharacterized. Lineage: Eukaryota; Fungi; Ascomycota; Eurotiomycetes; Eurotiales; Trichocomaceae. The record is from RefSeq and is a predicted model, not a curated record. Bases 1 to 843 code for a protein of 280 amino acids. The transcript has 3 exons.